AUGACGUGCAAGCGGAAGUGGAAGGCGGAACUUCUUCAGGCCAGAGUUGAGGAGGAGGUAGCCACGAGUGUGGAAAAAGCUACUUCUCCGCCGAAAUCGAAGCAGACCAGGCAAACCAAGAAGGAGAGAGUUGAAGAGGAGGUAGCAACGAGUGUGGAAAAAUCUACUUCUCCGCUGAAAUCGAAGUGCCCGAGGCUAACCAGGAGUGCGAGAGUUGAAGAGGAGGUAGCAACGAGGGUGGAAAAAGCUGCUUCUCUGCCGAAAUCGAAGAACACGAGGCAAACCAGGAAGGCGAGAGUUGAAGAGGAAGUAGCAACGAGUGUUGAAAAAGCUGCUUCUCUGCUGAAAUCGAAGAAGACGAGGCAAACCAAGGAGGGAGGAGUUGAAGAGGAGGUAGCAGUGAUUGUCGAAAAAUCUGCUUUUUCUCCAAAAUCGAAGAACACGAGGCAAACCAGGAAGGCGAGAGUUGAAGAGGAAGUAGCAACGAGUGUGGAAAAAGCUGCUUCUCCGCCGAGGAAGUCAGUGAUUCAGGAGGUAGCUGCGGCUGAUGAAGACGGAGAGGAAUCGAGGUUUAUUGGCAAACCGAUGGAAGAUGAGGAGGCUCGUAAGCAAUACCCCAAGCGAUACGUGGGAGAGGUUUAUUGGCAAACCGAUAGAUUUUGUUUUGUUUUUUUUAUAAGAAUUGAAUUUGUAUUUUGUGAAAAUGUUGGAGAUUUAGGGGUUAUAGAUGAUCACUGUGAACUUCAAGGAUAAGUGGUAUAUGAUAAGACAAAUAAUGGGUUUUAGAAUAUAUGUGUGUCCAAGCGUUAAUGUAGCGCUGUAGCAUUUGUGGUAGGAUUAAUUCUUUACCCAUUUCCUAAAUUCGUAUGAUUUUUACCUCUCGGUGUUGUCUAACAUGGUAUCAAAGAUUUGGUUUCAAGAAUUUUUGGGUUUUAGGCUUU
Messenger RNA from Malus domestica (apple), 941 nucleotides. The record is from RefSeq and is a predicted model, not a curated record. Lineage: Eukaryota; Viridiplantae; Streptophyta; Magnoliopsida; Rosales; Rosaceae.